UUUUUGCUGUCCUUUUAUUUUAAAGUUUGCUUUGAAUAUUUUGUUUACGUCAAUUUUUGAUUGAUUAACACGAGCUUCUAAAAGCUGUUUAAACGCAACGUAAAGGUAAUUGUUAUUUUUCAAAAUUUGCGACCUCUUUUUCGUUGGAAGAAACAGAGAAUAGGAACCGAGUAUUUUAUCAAUUUUGUAAGUACAUUAAUUACCAAAGAACCAAACAGUUUCGAACGUUAAUUAGAAGCAAGGAUGCUGGAGAUCAAGCAGAAUUUUAACUCUUUUAACAGCAGCGUAUCGAACAAAUCGAUGGGAGAAUUAAAUGAAUUUUCUCAGAGUUUUGGAACAUUACGUAAAUAUUUUAAUCCAGCGGUCUACGUUGAAACACCUUUAGUAUCAGUAAAUCAAAUGAGAAAGUCCAGUUCUUCAAAUUUACGAAUAAACGAAAAUACACGAAAAAUUAUUAAAAUCAAAAAGUGCGUUUGUUUCACGGAUCCAGAGAAUUGUACUCAUUCUUUAACGUCAAUGAAUUCGCUGACUAAUCUGCAGGCUUGUAAAGACUUAUGUGGAACUCACGGUCAGCCACGUCCCACAAUUAAAUUUUCACCCUCAAGUUCUACCAUUGAUGACGAUAAACAAUCCUAUACAGUGGAUCAAGUAAUAACAGAUAAGGAUAAAGCACAAGAACACCAAGGGAGCGAAAACGAGAGUUUUUCAUUUGAAUUUGAAGCGAUGGAACGAUCAAAUCCGAACGAUUUAUCAACGCCAUAUGAAGACGAUAAAGUCAAACAAGAGGCUUUUCGACGGUGGCUCAUCAAAAAGGAAGAAGAGAAGAAAAGGAAGAAAAACGAAGAAGCUAGCAUGAAGGAUCUAAAAGAAGAGGAAAAAAAACAACAUUUAGAGAAGGAAAGGGAGAACUUCGCUAGAUGGCUAUCGAACAAAAAGCAAGAGGAAGAAAGAAAAAAGAUGGAAGAAGAGAAAAAGAAAAAGGACGAGAUGGAAAAGAUGGAAGUGAAGAAGUUUCGGACAACGGAAUGCGAUCUCAGGUACAAAUUGUGGCUGAAAAAGAAAGAACAGGCAGAGCUUGAUCGAAAAAUCAAGGAACAGAUGAAAAUAAUGAAAAUAACCGAAGAAAAAGAAAGAAAAAAGGCCCUCAAUGAAAAGGCAUAUCAAGACUGGCUGAGAAGAUCAAAAAAUAAACCUAAACCGUUACCACUCAAUCAAGGAUUAGAAAGUUUAAAAUCAUCCCUCUCGGUGACAUAUAUAAAUCCAACUCCAUGGAAUCCCAAUAUUCCUCAAAAUUGCAAACCUAUUUCCAAAUAACAAUCUAACAAACUAUCUAAUCUACUAUAUCGAAUGCAUAUUUUCAAAAUGUAUUUCUUUUAAUGUAUACUAUUCAUUAAAUAAUGAAUCGCCAAAAUAUAAUAAACAUUA
Agrilus planipennis (emerald ash borer) is the source of this 1425-nucleotide messenger RNA. Its product is annotated as protein MNN4-like. The record is from RefSeq and is a predicted model, not a curated record. The coding region runs from base 244 to 1314 and encodes 356 amino acids. NCBI's taxonomy places the organism in Eukaryota, Metazoa, Arthropoda, Insecta, Coleoptera, Buprestidae. The transcript has 3 exons.